AGCAUUGCCGUGAGAGCCCCGCUCCUCCAGCUCUACUGUACCGUGCACGGCCUGCUGCUGCAGCUACAGCUAAUACUGGCGGAGGCGAGAAUGACACCGGCGCUCUCCUGCAGCCAGACGACCUGAUCGCUACGACGGAUCCGUUUUACUUUCGAGAUUUCAAAAGACACCUCAACGAUGGCGUGCGUCAUUCCACCUCCACGGACACAUUUUGUCGCGGCUGUCCUUACAUUCAUGGCUCUGUGGGGAUGCGCGCUUUCCAUCAACCGGUACUCGAUUCCGGAGGAGAUGGAAGUAGGCUCCUUUGUUGCCAACCUUGCCACGGAUUUGGCUCUGGAUGUCCGCAGUUUCGUGCUGCGCAACGCAAAGCUCGAUGUCAUCCACAGCAAAAAUUACAUCGACAUCAACAAAGAAACAGGGGAGCUGGUGAUACGGGAGAAGAUCGACCGGGAGAGCAUAUGCAUGACUAAAGCGACCUCGUGCUUUAUGAAAAUGGAUGUCAUACUGGAAAACCCCAUUCGCAUUUUUAACAUCGAGUUGGAAAUCAUGGACAUCAACGACAACGCGCCGGUGUUCCGUAGAAGGACCAUGCACUUGGACAUAUCGGAGGCGACCCCUCCCGGUGAGCGAUUUUCAUUGACAAACGCCGUGGAUGCGGAUGUGGGGGCGAACUCAAUCAAGACCUACUAUCUCAGCGAAAGCCGGUACUUCAACAUCGACAUACAAUCCGGCAGCGACGGCUCCAAAUAUGUCGAUUUGGUGCUUAAUGGUCAGCUGGACCGAGAGGAGCACACGAUUCAUAAUUUGAUUUUAACCGCUGUGGAUGGAGGGGUGCCUCCCCGCUCCGGCACAGCCAGCAUCGUUAUCAACGUCCUGGACAUCAACGACAACGCCCCCCUGUUCAGUGAGCCGGUGUUUGCGGUUGACGUCUCGGAGAACACCGCCGCGGGCUCGGUGGUCAUGACAUUAAACGCAACGGACUUGGAUGAAGGCACAAACGCUCAGCUAAUGUACUCCUACACGCUGUACACCUCGGAGAAGACUCAAGAGCUCUUCUCGCUUGAUCCAAACACAGGUGAGGUCAAGGUGAAGGGGGUGAUCGACUUUGAGGAGGACCAGAGCUUUGAGAUGCACAUACAGGCUCAGGACGGAGGCGUGAACCCCAAGGCAGGGCACUGUAAAAUCACGGUUUUUGUCACAGAUCUGAAUGAUAACUACCCCGAGGUGACCAUAAAGUCUGUGAAAAGUUCCCUGACGGAGGACGUCUCUGUGGGGACACUGAUAGCCGUGAUCAGCGUCAGCGACAGGGACUCUGGAGCCAACGGGCAGGUGGAGCUUGCCUUGAAUCAGCAGGAAUCUUUACCGUUCCUCCUGAACAAAUCCUCAGAGGGUUACUUCGAGCUGCUGGUUUCAAAGCCACUGGACAGAGAGGUAAGAAGCAAGUAUGACAUCACGCUGAGGGUGACCGACAAAGGCUCGCCGCCCUUAUCUGAAAACGAAACCAUCACCUUGGAGGUUCUGGAUAUUAACGAUAACACACCCGCAUUUUCCCAGUCCUUCUACACAAUCCAUGUCGUGGAAAAUAAUCUACCUGGGGCGUUAUUGACAUCUCUUAGUGCGUUUGACCCCGAUCUCAACGAGAACCAGUACUUAGUCUAUUUCAUAAUGGAGAAGGAGAUUGUUAACACGUCAAUGUCAAUGCUGUUUUCCAUCAACCCUGAGAAUGGUGAUCUCUAUGCCCUGAAGACCUUUGACUAUGAGAGAGAGAGGGAUUUCCUCUUUCACAUCGAAGCUCGAGACUCUGGUGUUCCCCCACUGAGCAGCAAUGUGACGGUUCACAUCAUCAUCCUGGACCAAAACGACAACACCCCUGUCAUAGUGUCACCUUGGCGGGCGCAGGGCUCUGUGGUAGAGGAGGUCAUACCAAGGUCUACGGAUAAGGGGCACCUGAUCGCCAAAGUGAUUGCCAUUGAUGCCGACUCUGAGCAGAACGCGAGGGUCACAUAUCAGCUCCUGCAGAUCAGCGACGCCAGCCUUUUCAGCCUGGAUCAGUACAACGGGGAGAUCCGGACAUCAAGGAUGUUCAGUUACAGAGACCCAAGACAGCAGCGGCUGGUGAUCGUCGCCAAAGACAACGGUCAGCCCGCUCUCUCAGCCACCGUCACUAUCAAGAUAUCGACGGUGGAACACGUCAGGUCCUUUUCAGAGACCACAGAGCUGCCGCUAGAGUAUGACGUCUUCACGGACCUAAACCUGUACUUAGUCAUCGGUUUAGGGGCUGUCUCAUUUCUUCUACUGAUAACCAUCUUAGUUAUUAUUGUGUUGAAGUGUCAAAAGCCAAAGCCAAAGGCCUUCAAGAUUCCCCCCGCCAACAGAAACAGUGUGGUCAGCAGGAACAGCGUAAUCAGCCAGAGAAGCUCCACCAUCGCAGAUUCCACCUUGAUCUCCAGCGAUGCCUACUGGUACAGUUUGUUCCUUGCUGAGACCAGGAAAGGCAAAGUGGUCAUGAGACAGCCGAUAAUUCCCAAAGGAGCUGGGUAUUUUGUGUCCAGUAUACCCAGGAGCAUAGGGCCAAGUGAGACCACAGACUCCAGAGCAUCCACACUGGAGUACUCAAAAUGACAGGAAGUCCAUUCUACAACUGGAGCAGCUGCCCAGAAGAGAACGGCCAUGAUAUAAUCGUAUCUUCACGAGAAGUCUCUGACUGGAAUGUUUCCCUGUGACUCAUAAAGAAGAUGUGAAACAUCUGUCCACCCUCAGUCCCUCCGCUCCAACUUGUUCUUUCUCUCUAGCAAAUAGCAACAUCGACCACGAACCACCUCAGCUUUCUACCUUCUUUUGUCUCUUAAGCAUGGAUCUGCAUGAUUCUACAAUAUUUGAAAUAUUUGGACAUAGGAUUGAAAUCAUUUAUGGCAAGACAUUUUGACAUUGCUCUCAGACGUUGCCUCAUGUAGUAAAUAAUUCCCUCCCUAAAGCGUUAAAACUCCUCGGUGGACAUAUUUGCCUUCUCUCCAGGGUUUACUCUGUGUGCUGUAGUUCUAGAACCCAUCAGUAGGUUAACAUAUACAUAAGUCGCAAUCAUGCAACCUUUUAUAAGCAAGAGCUGAAAACACGCCUAUUCACAAAUACACGUAUGAACCAGGGUGAAUAUGAUUCUUCCGUAAAAGGCUGAUAAAUGCUGAACUGUAGCUGGUCACUGAUUCAGGCUUUUCACUCGGUGUUGAUCUUUUCUGAAUAGUAUUUUCUACCGUAUCAUGAGUCUUUCUACUCAGCAAGAUUCAGAGUCAAUUCGUAACUUGCUGAUAAAAUAUUCACUGAUCGGACUCUUUUUUUUUUACGAUGUUUGUUCUAUUCAACAGUGAUGAAUGUGUGAAAUGACAAAAAAAGAAUGAAAGAAAGCAAAAAAAAAAACGACAUCCAUAAUUCUAACUUUAUUUGAUUGUAGAUAAUUUAGUUCAAUUAAAAUUAUAUGAGGUCAGAGAUGCAAAUGACUUUUGAUGACCUCACUAACAUCAGGUGGUCAGUUCAUAGCGUAUUGACAUAUGUGUUGUUAUAUUUAAAUCGGACACAUUGUUAUCUAGCAGUAUUCGGGAGUUACAAAAUACAGUGUUUGAGGUUGAAUGCAGGAGGUAUGUCCUCAUAAGUUUCUUAUUCAGAGGCUCUAUGACAUCACACACAAAUUCCCACCAAUAGAUCGCUACCGAAUAUUUACCGCAAUAAUUCAAUGCACACAGUGCGAAAAAUGUAAGAAAAUAUAAUGAGCGGGAAAAAAAAAUGUUAAACUAUGAAAAUGUAUGACCUUUACCAUGGUACAAGGGGGUAUUCGAUCCAUUUAUAGUAUUUAUUUAUAAAUAUUCCUGUUUUUAUAGAUAUUUUAUGUAACUACAUUUUAUUGCUGCUUUUGUGAGCUUCUUCAAGGGCAUUUUGUGUUGCAUAUUUGUAGUUUAGUGCAUAUGAUGUAAUUUUGCCUAUAUAAGUUACAAAUUGAAACUAGAGUACUUUUGUUGACCUCAGAAGGUAGUGGUGUUGCACUACUGUGAAGACCAGGACUUACAUUUCUCAGACAAGGUGCUCAUGAGGACCACUUAUUAGGGUGCUAAAUAAUAGAGCCUAAUUCUGUGAGGUAGGGAGACGGGAUUGAGUGAAGGGGAGCAAAUUGCUAGUUCUAGUUACAGUAUUCUAGAGCUGACUCUGCAAGUAAAAAAAAAUAGGCAAUGCAUAAGAAGUAUUAAGCAGAUCACAGCACUUUGAAAUAUGCACCACAUAUAAAUGUGAUCGCAGCACUCACUCGGUAAUGCAGCUGAGAGAGAACAUUUCUGAGUAAGUGAAAUCUAACCUCCCUCUCUCUCUCUCUCACUCUCCCCCACUGAUGCCUGGUGCUGGUGGUGCACCAGCCAUCCCAGACAUAAUCACAGCUGUCUGUCAGACUAAAGAUGUCACUUAAUGAGGGAUCUCUUGCUGUGGAGUACAUGUUAUGUGUGCAAUCAACGCCUGAACCGGUUGAAUCCAACAGUGUUUAUGAAAGAAUAUUUUAAUGAAUUGCACAUACGAUGAGCUCCUUGCGUGCCUUCUGCAUUGAAAAAGAUAUAUGUGACUGUUGUUGAAUGAAAUAAAGGCAUGUCAUACAUUACAAAUUACAAAAACGACAGUACCCAAAUGACGAACACGUUGCUGAAUACGAGCUCAGCCUUUUGGUUUCAUGUUCUACUGAGAACCGGUAAAUGCAUUUACUGUAAAUUGAACUGCUUUAUACUCUGUGUUUUUUAUACAUUAGACGUUUUUGAUAUCUAUCUGUCUUCACUGUGAUCAAAUGGCGCAGGAGGUCCUUGUGCUUGGUAUAGUAAAAAUGUGUUAUUUCUCAAUUGUAUACACCUAAUUUUUUUUCUUCUGCUAAUUUGCCAGUAAAAUUGUACAGUAUGCUUUGGGAGUUGCAUCAAAACCAAUCCAGUUCCAUCUCACUUAGUGGAUCAAAGACAGUAUGGGAGAGAAUGGUCUCGCUUUAUUUUCAAGUCUAGUUAAUUGUCAAGUUUUUGAUGUUGCUUAUUUGGCUUAAAUGUUCUGCCUGAUCAUGCUAGUUUGAAUAAAGCAUUUUAGUGUCU
Gasterosteus aculeatus aculeatus (three-spined stickleback) is the source of this 5099-nucleotide messenger RNA. Its product is annotated as protocadherin alpha-C2. Gene Ontology annotation, cellular component: plasma membrane. Gene Ontology annotation, biological process: homophilic cell-cell adhesion. NCBI's taxonomy places the organism in Eukaryota, Metazoa, Chordata, Actinopteri, Perciformes, Gasterosteidae. The record is from RefSeq and is a predicted model, not a curated record. Gene Ontology annotation, molecular function: calcium ion binding.